Molecule: messenger RNA, 3402 nt
Organism: Oryza sativa Japonica Group (Japanese rice)
Lineage: Eukaryota; Viridiplantae; Streptophyta; Magnoliopsida; Poales; Poaceae
Biological process (GO): cytosolic ribosome assembly
Cellular component (GO): ribonucleoprotein complex; cytosol
Molecular function (GO): GTPase activity; GTP binding; ribosome binding
Source: RefSeq, a predicted model, not a curated record
CAGCCCCAAUCCCCAAAGGCCCGAGGAGCUGAAAAUUCCGGAACCUUCGUCUCGCCGCCGGCGCCGCCCAUCCCAAAUUUUCCCCCACCCGAAAGCCCAAACCCUAAUACCGCCGCCGCCGACGGCCACCGCAAUGGCGGCGCCGGCGGACCCGCGGCGGGUACGCAACACGUGCAUCCUGGCGCACGUCGACCACGGCAAGACGACGCUGGCCGACCACCUCGUCGCCUCCUGCGGGGACGGCCUCGUCCACCCGAGGCUCGCGGGGCGCCUCCGCUUCAUGGACUACCUCGACGAGGAGCAGCGCCGCGCCAUCACCAUGAAGUCCGCCGCCGUCGUGCUCCACCACGGGGGCCACCGCGUCAACCUCAUCGACUCCCCGGGCCACAUCGACUUCUGCUCCGAGGUCUCCUCCGCCGCGAGGCUCUCCGACUCGGCGCUCAUCCUCGUCGACGCCGUCGAGGGCGUCCACAUCCAGACUCACGCCGCCCUCCGCCAGGCCUUCCUCGAGCGCCUCCGCCCCUGCCUCGUCCUCAACAAGCUCGACCGCCUCAUCUCCGAGCUCCACCUCACCCCCGCCGAGGCCUACACCCGCCUCCACCGCAUCAUCUCCGACGUCAACUCCAUCCACUCCGCCCUGCGAUCCCACUCCUACUUCUCCCUCCUCUCCUCCCUCGAGGACCAACCUUCCUCCGCCUCCUCUUCCUCGCCGGACGAGCUCCCCGAGGACGUUGACGAAGACGAGGAGGACGCUUUCCAGCCGCAAAAGGGAAAUGUUGUCUUUGCCUGUGCCCUUGAUGGCUGGGGCUUCCGCAUUCACCAGUUUGCUGAGUUCUAUGCCGCCAAGCUCCCCAACAUCAACGCCAAUGCCUUGCUGAAAGGGCUUUGGGGUCCACGAUACUUCCACAAGAAGAAGAAGAUGAUUGUGGGGAAGAAAGGGAUGGAGGGCGGCGACGCGCAGCCGAUGUUUGUGGAGUUUGUCCUCAAGCCCCUUUGGCAGGCGUAUCAGGGAGUGCUGAGCGAGAACGGUGAGUUGGUGAAGAAGGUCAUUACAAACUUCAGUUUGCAAGUUCAGCAAAGAGAGCUGCAGAACAAGGACCCGAAGGUGGUUCUGCAGGCUGUGAUGAGCCGCUGGCUGCCGCUCGCUGAUGCGGUGAUGACGAUGGUGGUGGAAUGCACGCCUGACCCUGUUGCAGCUCAAGGGGUCAGGGUUGCAAGGCUCAUGCCAAAGAGGGAGGUUGCUCCAGAGGAUGCUGCUGGUUCCCCUGAUAUUGUUGUGGAUGCAGAGAGGGUCAGGAGCUGUGUGGAGGCCUGCGAUGCGAGAGCAGAUGCACCAGUGGUGGUGUAUGUGUCGAAGAUGUUUGCCGUGCCAUAUAAAACGUUGCCAUUCAGGGGUGUGGAUGGGGAGCUGUUGAACCACCAAGGGGCCAAUGAGUCUGAGGAGUGUUUUAUGGCAUUUGCAAGGGUCUUUUGUGGGGUCCUUCGUGCAGGGCAGAAGGUAUUUGUGUUGUCACCACUGUAUGAUCCAAUGAAAGGGGAGGCGAUGCAGAAGCAUGUACAGGAAGUGGAGCUGCAAUACUUGUAUGAGAUGCUUGGGCAGGGCCUGAGGCCAGUUUCUAGUGUGUGUGCUGGGAAUGUGGUUGCAAUCCAGGGACUUGGUCAUCAUAUAUUGAAGAGCGCCACAUUGUCAUCCACCAAAAAUUGCUGGCCUUUCUCAAGUAUGAUGUUCCAGGUGUCUCCGAUGCUUAAGGUUGCAAUUGAGCCCUCCAACCCAGCAGAUUUAGGAGCCCUUGUUAAAGGGCUUAAACUUCUUAACCGGGCAGAUCCAUUUGUUGAGUACACUGUCUCACAGAGAGGUGAGCAUGUUCUUGCUGCAGCUGGGGAGAUACAUUUGGAGAGGUGUAAAAAGGAUUUGGAGGAAAGAUUUGCAAAGGUCAAAUUGGUGGUCUCAGACCCCCUGGUGUCCUUUAAAGAGACAAUUGAAGGCGAAGGCCUUGCCUUGAUAGAGAGCCUGAAGGCUCCACGGGAAUUCGUUGAGAGAACUACUCCAAAUGGGAGAUGCACUGUGAGAGUUCAGGUUUUGAGACUUCCCAAUGCGCUCAUUAAGGUUCUUGAAGAAAGUGAACAAUUGCUUGGUCAAAUAAUUGAGGGGAAAACAGCAAAGAGGAACGGCGUGUUGGAUCCACAUCUUUCUCAGGAUGAUGGUGAUUCUGCUGCAACACUUAGGCAACGCCUGAUCAAUGCUAUAGACAGUGAGUUGGAAGCAUUUUCUGAGCAAGUGGAUAAAGAAAAACUUGAGAGGUAUAGAAAUACAUGGCUUGGAUACCUCCAAAGAAUCUGGUCACUCGGUCCUUGGCAGGUUGGUCCAAACCUCCUUCUCUUGCCUGAUGUGAAAUCAAGUGACAGUGUGAUAACCAGUCAAGAUGGAAGGCAAGGCAUUCUUGUGCGUGGUAGAUCUCAUGUCUCUGAGAGAUUAGGAUUUGUGUGUGGAUCUGAUGCUGAAGCUAACAAUGAUCUUGAUGACAGUGAACCAUCAGCAGAUACUCCUGAAUCAUUACAUCUAGAAUCUGUGGCUCUGAGGAACUGCAUAGUAUCAGGUUUUCAAUUAGCAACAAAUGCAGGGCCACUAUGUGAUGAGCCCAUGUGGGGUCUAGUAUUUGUUGUUGAACCUUACAUAUUCUGUGACCACUCUGAUGCUGCAAAUCACUCUGAACAGUACAACAUCUUCAGUGGUCAAGUAAUUACCGCUGUUAAGGAAGCAUGUCGAGAAGCUGUUGUUCAGAACAAACCAAGGCUAGUUGAAGCUAUGUACUUCUGUGAAUUGACCACACCAACCGAACAACUGGGUGCGACAUAUGCAGUUCUUAGUAGGAAGCGAGCAAGGGUUCUGAAGGAGGAGAUGCAAGAGGGAACUUCUUUAUUUACUGUGCACGCAUACUUACCAGUUGCUGAGAGCGUUGGAUUUUCUAAUGAGCUUAGGAGUGUAACAGCUGGUGCAGCCAGUGCUCUGCUUGUUCUUAGCCACUGGGAAGCUAUUCCUGAGGACCCUUUCUUUAUCCCAAAAACGCAUGAGGAGAUUGAAGAAUUUGGAGAUGGUUCCAGCAUUGGGCCAAACUUAGCUAAGAAGCUUAUGAAUUCUGUCAGGCGAAGGAAGGGGCUUCAUGUUGAAGAAAAAGUGGUUGAACAUGGCACAAAGCAGAGGACGCUGGCGAAGAAGGUGUAGUUAUUUUGUAUGUUUCAAAUUUUGUCCUGAUAGACCCAAAUACUAUAAUCAAAUACAGAAUUCGAUGUGACCACAUGGUUUUGUUAUGCUGAUCUUUUCUAAAUUGUGCAUUGCCAUUUUUAGUCAUCCAUGCCAUUUGUUUCCUAGAGAAAUCAUAUCAAUGAGUUGUGUUUCUUUCA